AUGGAAUCCUCAAGCAGUAACCAUUUUAUGUUAAAUACUGGUGGUGCUUUUAAAACUGCUUCUUGUGCUCUUGGUGGUAUAGGAGGGGUGUUUCGAAAUCAUGAUGGUGAUUGGAUCUUGGGAUUUUCAGGCCUUGUGGCCACUGCGGAUGCCUUAAGCACCGAAUUACAUGCUUUACUCAAGGGUUUACAAUUAGCAUUGGAUCGUCAUCUUUUGCCUCUAGAAAUAAACGUGGAUGCUCAGCUGCUAGUAGAUCUAUUGUGCCUCCUUCGGAGGCUGGGUGAUCCUACCGUCCGCCAUGUCUACAGAGAGCAGAACUAG
Solanum pennellii is the source of this 321-nucleotide messenger RNA. RefSeq lists its product as uncharacterized. The transcript is spliced from 2 exons. The record is from RefSeq and is a predicted model, not a curated record. Bases 1 to 321 code for a protein of 106 amino acids. Lineage: Eukaryota; Viridiplantae; Streptophyta; Magnoliopsida; Solanales; Solanaceae. Gene Ontology annotation, molecular function: nucleic acid binding; RNA-DNA hybrid ribonuclease activity.